AUGCUCCCCUCCAAAAUCUCCACAGAGCGUCUCACCCUCCUCCGCCUUACAAACACGCGCCCAUCCCACCCGCACGUUCAGCUCUUCCACGAAAACUGGUCCAACCCCACCGCAACCGCCUGGUCCCUCCGCGGCGCCACAAAAUCGCUAGACGAAAGCCGGGAGUGGAUGAUCGAAUCCCUCGACCGAUUCGACAACUACUUCUACGCCGUAUUCGCGCAGGAAGACGAAAAGGAAGAAUUGGGAGUUCACAUCGGAAGCGUAAGCCUGCGCCUUCAACACUCGGGUCCCACACUCCCUCCUCCUCCUCCUCCUCCUCCUCCUCGCCGCCACACUGUCUCCCCCAGUCCCGAAGAGCAUGAAGAAAGUGGAGAACAAGACGUCAAUCUUCGCGCACUGGGGUACGCCAUGUUUCCUACAGCGUGGGGAAGGGGCUACGGCACUGAAGCGAAUCGCGGCCUACUCAAUGCCUAUUGCGCAGCCAUAAGGCAGCAGCGCGGGGGAAAAGGGACGAGUUACGUGGAAGCGGCGGUAGAUGACGAGAACGCAGGGAGUCUAGCUCUGAUACGAAAAUUAGGCUUCGAAUGCGUAGGGUGGAAGGAGAGUGAAAAGGUAUGGUUGAAUGGAGGGUGGAGGGAGGGAUAUUGGGUGUAUGGGCUCCACAUCUAUCCAUUUCCAACAUAA
This is a messenger RNA of Bipolaris maydis ATCC 48331, 684 nucleotides long. Lineage: Eukaryota; Fungi; Ascomycota; Dothideomycetes; Pleosporales; Pleosporaceae. The record is from RefSeq and is a predicted model, not a curated record.